AUGUCAGACAAAGCAAAAUCUCACUUCGAGGACACCCCCAAUGCCGAAGGAUACUAUGGUCUAUUUGGCGGUAAUCAUUAUCCGGAAGAGCUUCGAUCUGCACUGGAAGAAUUAACAGCCAGUUAUCAAGAGCUCCGUCAGUCGCCAGAAUUCCAGAGUACUCUAAAGAAGGCCCAGAUUGGAUUUCAAGGACGACCGACCCCAAUUCAUUACCUUGAAAACAUCUCGAAGCAAGUCGGAGGCGCUCAAAUAUUCGUCAAAAGGGAGGAUUUGAACCACACAGGUGCACACAAAAUUAACCACUGUGUUGGCUUCGGAUUACUCGCCAAACGAAUGGGAAAGACAAAGUUGAUCGCUGAGACUGGUGCCGGUCAACAUGGCCUCGCACUAGCAUCUGCAGCUGCAUACUUUGGUCUCGAAUGCGAAGUUCACAUGGGAGAAGUGGAUAUCAGCAAGCAGAGCUCUAAUGUGGGGAAGAUGCAGCUCCUCGGUGCGCGCGUGGUGCCAGUGAAAACUGGCCAGUCUGCUCUGAAAGAUGCUAGUGAUUCUGCAUUUAAUGCAUAUUUUGAACAGCAUGAACAUGCGCUUUAUGCCAUUGGCUCGGCUAUUGGCCCGCAUCCUUUCCCGAUGAUUGUUCGAGAUUUUCAGGGUGUUGUUGGUAGAGAGGCGCGUGAGCAGUUUACUUCCCUUACAAAUGGAAGUUUGCCUGAGCAUGUGGUUGCGUGUGUUGCUGGUGGUUCUAAUGCGAUGGGUAUCUAUACGGGCUUCAUUGAUGAUCCGGAGGUUGUUUUACAUGCUGUGGAGCCUUUGGGUAUAUCCGAGGAGCUGGGAAAUCAUGCGGCAACGUUAUCGUAUGGACGGCCUGGUACAUUGCAUGGUGCUGAGUCGAUUGUGAUUCAGAAUAAUGAUGGUACGCCUGCUAGUGUUUCUUCUAUAGCGUCGGGACUUGCGUAUCCGGGUGUUGGGCCGGAAAUUGCGAUGCUGUAUGAAGCUGGGCGGUUGUCAAUUGGAAGAAGCUUGGAUAAGGAAGUUGUCGAUACAUUUUUUCGUAUGGCGAAGUUUGAGGGGAUUAUUCCUGCGUUGGAGAGUGCGCAUGCCUUGGCGUUUGCGAUUCGGUUGGCGGCGGAGCGUCCUUCAUCUGAACGAAUACUUGUUAAUCUCUCGGGGCGUGGUGAUAAGGAUGUUGAUUAUGUGCUUGAGAACUAUAAGCCGGCUGAAUUUGUUUGUUGA
Penicillium angulare is the source of this 1230-nucleotide messenger RNA. Its product is annotated as tryptophan synthase subunit beta. The record is from RefSeq and is a predicted model, not a curated record. NCBI's taxonomy places the organism in Eukaryota, Fungi, Ascomycota, Eurotiomycetes, Eurotiales, Aspergillaceae. Gene Ontology annotation, molecular function: tryptophan synthase activity. The transcript has a single exon. Gene Ontology annotation, cellular component: cytoplasm. Gene Ontology annotation, biological process: L-tryptophan biosynthetic process. Bases 1 to 1230 code for a protein of 409 amino acids.